This is a messenger RNA of Halichondria panicea, 1872 nucleotides long. Its product is annotated as coatomer subunit delta-like. Bases 139 to 1713 code for a protein of 524 amino acids. Gene Ontology annotation, cellular component: COPI vesicle coat. The record is from RefSeq and is a predicted model, not a curated record. The transcript is spliced from 12 exons. Lineage: Eukaryota; Metazoa; Porifera; Demospongiae; Suberitida; Halichondriidae. Gene Ontology annotation, biological process: retrograde vesicle-mediated transport, Golgi to endoplasmic reticulum; Golgi localization; endoplasmic reticulum to Golgi vesicle-mediated transport.
AACUGCAGCAUGGUCACAGUAAAAAGCAAUUUCUAAUACGUGGCAAGCUUUGUGGCCAGUGAGUGAGUGUCUUUUGUGAGUAAAGGUUGUUCUCAGGCAGAGGCAGUGUCGUGACGUCAGAGGCUCUAAGGAUACAUCAUGGUGCUACUGGCAGCAGCAGUGUGUACCAAGCAAGGCAAAGCGCUUGUGUCCCGGCAGUUUGUGGAGAUGUCACGAGCUCGAGUGGAGGGAUUGCUGGCAGCCUUCCCUAAGCUAAUGACUGGCGGCAAACAACACACCUUCGUGGAGACAGAGAGUGUUCGCUAUGUGUAUCAACCACUGGAGAGAUUGUACAUGCUUCUCAUCACUACCAAGUCUAGUAACAUCCUCGAGGAUCUGGAGACACUCCGCCUCUUCUCAAGAGUGAUCCCAGAGUAUUGCUCUUCUCUGGACGAAGGUGAUGUACAGGAACAUGUGUUUGAGCUCAUAUUUGCCUUUGACGAGAUCGUUGCCCUUGGUUACCGUGAAAGUGUGAACCUAGCACAAAUCCGCACCUUCACGGAGAUGGACUCUCACGAAGAGAAAGUGUUUGAAGCCAUGAGAAGAUCUCAAGAGAAGGAAGCAAAGGACGAGAUGAAGCGACGUGCUAAAGAGCUAGAGAUGACUCGGAGGGAGGAGCGUAAGACUGGACGCAAGGCGUACACUGGUGGCUUUGGUGGAGGGGGCGGAGGGGGUGGCAGUAGUUAUGGUGGAGGGGGCAGCAGUGGUUAUGGUGGAGGGUCAGGAAGAAGCUCGGCAGCCGAUAAUCCAUCUCACGAGACAAAGUCAUACAACGCUGCUCCAAGUCGUGGGCGUAAGGCUGGAGGGGGUAUGGUACUCGGCAAGAAGAAGAAAAAUAUUGACAAUUUCGUGGGCCUGAUUGAGGCAGAAGGUGGAGUGGUGACCAGUGUUAAUGCUCCUAGGCAACCAUCAUCAGCUGUAGCUGCUACCACACAAGCACAAGCCCUUCAAGAGAGUGUCCACCUCAAGAUCUCAGAGAAGCUUAGUCUAGUGGCAGGCCGUGAUGGUGGUCUACAGAGCAUGGAGGUGUUGGGGAUCAUCACACUGCGUAUCUCAGACCCUGCUGUUGCUAAGCUACGCGUCAACCUCAUCAGGGACGAGCAGAGGGCAGUCCAGUUUCAAACUCACCCAAAUGUGGACAAGACGCUGUUCAACGAUAAGAGUGUUCUGGGUCUGAAACAACCCGGGAAGCCGUUUCCUAGCAACCAGGACGUGGGCGUACUCAAGUGGAGACUAGCCACUACAGAAGUUGACCUAAUGCCGCUGACCAUUAAUUGCUGGCCAUCAGAGAAUGGAGGGAAGUGUGAUGUCAACAUCGAAUAUGAGCUGAUGCAGGACUAUCUUGAGCUGCAGGACACCGUCGUCACUAUCCCAAUACCGUCUGGUGUGGGUGCUCCAGUGGUGGGAGAGGUCGACGGAGAGUACAACUAUGACCCUAGGAAACACGUGCUGGAGUGGAGGGUGUCGGUCAUUGAUGCUAGCAAUAAGACAGGGUCCAUGGAGUUCAGUGUACCUGGGUUGCCUAGUGACUUCUUCCCCAUCAAGGUCUACUUCAUAUCCACCAAGUCCUACUGUCAUGUGGAGGUGGGCGGAGUUACAGACACGGAAGGGGGCGGGGCAGUCAAGUACUCCUCGGAUGUUCUGUUCUCAGCGGACAAGUUUGAGAUAGUCUAAUAAGACACAAUAACUAGACUAGGCGUAAUCAAUUUGGUUUUGUAAUUAACUUGGCCCAAACGCAUGUGCCAGUUUGAGACUGUACUACUGUACAUGUGUUACCGUUCUCUAUUCAUUCUGUCCAGUUAUUUAUGUCGAUAAUUAUUUUAUCAAAUUUGA